Messenger RNA from Anoplophora glabripennis (Asian longhorned beetle), 271 nucleotides. Its product is annotated as cecropin-C type 1-like. The transcript has 2 exons. Gene Ontology annotation, cellular component: extracellular region. The record is from RefSeq and is a predicted model, not a curated record. The coding region runs from base 54 to 236 and encodes 60 amino acids. Gene Ontology annotation, biological process: defense response to Gram-negative bacterium; defense response to Gram-positive bacterium; antibacterial humoral response. NCBI's taxonomy places the organism in Eukaryota, Metazoa, Arthropoda, Insecta, Coleoptera, Cerambycidae.
UUCUACCAUUAUCAGUUCAUCACACUUUCCAAUCAAGAAAACUAAACGCUAAAAUGAAACUGACAAUUAUCUUCGUCCUCGCCUUAACUGCAUUGCUUGCACUUGCUGGCCAAGCAGAGGGCAAAAAUUUCUUUAAGCAACUGGAGAAAGUGGGGCAGAAUGUCCGCAAUGCAGCUGAAAGAAGUCUUCCCACAGUGGUUGGAUAUGCGGCAGUCGCAAAACAAGUCGGAAAAUAAACCAAAUGGCACUGUUAUUAAAAAUUCAUUUUGUG